AUGGCAUUCCGACGCCUCCCGACGUCUCGCAUUUUGGAAGUGGAGAGAAAGUUCCGCUCGUUUGCAGUUCCCAAACUGACUCAAUAUGGAGGUCUUCCUCAUUUUAAGAGCUUGCAAAAGCUUCCGAUCCGAAUAAUACGAGACUCUUACUACGACAAAUCGAAUCUCCUCUCGUCAGCUGGAGUCUGGAUCCGGAAGAGAGAUGACCGGUGGGAAGCGAAGGUCAAAAAGGGUGGAUCUUUCACAAAUUCAAGAUUCGAAGAGCUCACACAUGUUGACGACAUCUCGGCGUGCAUCAAGCGCAUCACCGGCAUCGAUGAUCGAGAGGCGCGAAACUUUGGCCUUGAUCCCAUUGCCAUCUUUUCCACCACUCGCGAAACGUGGAUAGCCGAUGACGAGUUCCAUAUUGUGCUUGAUACGAUGGAUUUUGGUCACCAAGUUGGCGAAGUCGAGUUGCAAAAGGUCUUGGCUGGCGAGCCGACUGAGCAUCAGAAACAAAACGAAGUGCAGCUUAUGGAUGAAAGGGUGGCUUCGUUUAUGGAGACUUAUGCCUGGGCAUUUUCUCCGGGCCAGCCAACGGGCAAAUUGACGGCAUACUUUGAGCGGGAAAGAAGAAAAACUACAUGA
This is a messenger RNA of Trichoderma virens Gv29-8, 627 nucleotides long. RefSeq lists its product as uncharacterized. Gene Ontology annotation, molecular function: thiamine triphosphate phosphatase activity; magnesium ion binding. The transcript has a single exon. Bases 1 to 627 code for a protein of 208 amino acids. Gene Ontology annotation, biological process: thiamine metabolic process; dephosphorylation; thiamine diphosphate metabolic process. The record is from RefSeq and is a predicted model, not a curated record. Lineage: Eukaryota; Fungi; Ascomycota; Sordariomycetes; Hypocreales; Hypocreaceae.